UUAUUAGUUUUGGAUCUGAACUGAACAAUAUAUAUUAUUCGCUUCCUCUUUUCAUCUUUCAAACAUACGGAUAGUCUAGAGCAGUUGUCGGGACGAAUUUCAUUCAAGAGUCGAACUUUUCAAAUCACUCACAUUCGUCUUCUAGAAGGGUCACUGAAAAUGUCUACUGAAAAAAUUAAUGCACCAUAUGCUGAACCCCCUCCUCCAUAUACAAGUGCUCCUCAACCCAUAACUUAUCCUACCCCAGGACAAUAUGCAGCUAAUGUUGCUGCUACAAGAAGCAUGUUUCAAGGACCGGUACAUCCUCCUCCUCCAGGGGGCGUUCCUGUAUUUCCUAUGGCUCCAGGCUAUAAUAAUCCGUCGUCUCAAACAUUUGUUGUAAAUGCUCCAACAGGAACUCCAGCUGGGGUUCAAGCUGUUACUGUACUGAGUGUAGCUCAAUGUGGACCAUAUCCUAUGCAAGUUACUUGUCCACACUGUAGUGCUCAUGUCAUGUCUGAAACAACAGCAUUACCUGGGUUGUUGACAUGGUUAUUGUCGUGUGGUAUGAUUUUUGUUGGUUGUUGGGUUGGUUGCUGUUUGAUUCCAUGUUGUAUUCCUGAAUGCCAAGAUAUUGAACACCGAUGUCCAAGUUGCAAGCAACAUUUAGGAACUUUCCGCAGAAUUAAUAUCUAAGUAUUGCUAAAAUUGAACUUGUAGAAUUGAUUCCCAAUU
Molecule: messenger RNA, 714 nt
Organism: Uloborus diversus
Lineage: Eukaryota; Metazoa; Arthropoda; Arachnida; Araneae; Uloboridae
Product: lipopolysaccharide-induced tumor necrosis factor-alpha factor homolog
Exons: 6
Coding region: 160-675 (171 amino acids)
Molecular function (GO): zinc ion binding
Source: RefSeq, a predicted model, not a curated record